Drosophila willistoni is the source of this 1195-nucleotide messenger RNA. RefSeq names its product U2 small nuclear ribonucleoprotein auxiliary factor 35 kDa subunit-related protein 2. The record is from RefSeq and is a predicted model, not a curated record. Gene Ontology annotation, molecular function: metal ion binding; pre-mRNA 3'-splice site binding. The transcript is spliced from 5 exons. Bases 186 to 1115 code for a protein of 309 amino acids. Gene Ontology annotation, biological process: mRNA splicing, via spliceosome. Lineage: Eukaryota; Metazoa; Arthropoda; Insecta; Diptera; Drosophilidae. Gene Ontology annotation, cellular component: U2AF complex; spliceosomal complex.
UUACUCACAUAUAAUCAUUUACAUUUGUUCAAAUACCUCACAUAUAUCAAUAUGAUUUAUUAAAGGCCGCCCCCACAAAUUCCUCUCUGGAUCCGCUCCUGUGCGCCAUCGAAUCGUCUAUCGUCAUCGGUAUCCACCUAAUUGUAUUAAUUUCACAUCUCUAUUAGAAAAUAACGCAACUCGAAAUGCCGGGCAAAAGCAGGACAAUACGCAAAGAGAUCAAGAAGAAACAAAGACAACGACGACGACAAAAACAAGCCCAACAAAGGGAUAAGCAACUGGAAGAAGAAGAAGCUGAAAAACAAAAGGAUCCCGAAUAUCAAAAGUGGCAGAAACAACAACUGGAAUGGGAGGAGUUUGAACGGUUGGCCAGCGAACGCCAGCAGCAGGAUGAAGAGGAGGCCUGGCUGCGACGUGAGGCCCUGGCUCAGCGACAGUUCCAGCUUGAUGCCGCAGAAAGACGAUGUGAGGAAGAUAAAAUCAACCGUUUGCGGGAGCAACAGGCCCAGGAAUUGGCCUCAAUCAAGGAGCAACAAAGACAAAGGAGGGAAGAAAGGAAGAGAAUGGCUGACAGAGCAGCAGCUGAGUUUGAAUCCAUGAUGAAGACCAUGGACGAGUAUCUUAACGACACGGAUACGCUUAAGCCACCACCAUUGGAGCUGCAGCGAUUGGUAGAGACCCAUCCGCAGGAACGUCUUUGUGAAUUCUUCACCCGCACCAAUUGCUGUCGUUUUGGUCACACCUGCAGCCAUAAUCAUCGUCGUCCUAUGUUGGCCAAAAUCCUUUUGAUUCGUCACUUCUUCUCACAUCCUUUGCUAAAGCUGACCUCCUCGGAUGAUUAUCUAGAACUCACCGAACAUGAUUUACGCGAUAGUUAUGAUGAGUUUUUUCAUGAUGCCGUUGCAGAAUUAGAGAAAUUUGGAAAAAUUGUUAAUUUUCGUGCUUUACGCAACACUUUGGACUACCUGCGAGGUCAUGUUUUUGUGGAAUAUGCUCAGGAGAGACAUGCCCUGCGAGCGUUUAUUAAUCUUCAGGGUCGGUACUAUGCCUCCCGCCAACUGAAUGUGGAAUUUUCCAAUCUCAAGGGAUGGCGCGGUGCUGUUUGCGGUACGUGAACCGCCUCUGAUGACAUGUUAUAGCUGUGCCUAUUUGCAUUUAUUUCGCAAUCCCAACAAUCUGUUUAACACGGAUUUGG